CUGCACUACGGGACCCUGCUGGGCAGCAGAGCUUGUGCCACCAUGGCAGCAGCUGCCUGGGGCACUGGGGUCCUUAAUUCCCUGCUGCACACUGCCAAUACAUUUUCCCUGCCUCUCUGCCAAGGCAAUGCUGUGGAUCAGUUCUUCUGUGAAAUCCCCCACAUCCUUAAGCUCUCCUGCUCACAGUCCUAUCUCAAGGAAAUUGGGCUUAUUGCGCUUAGUGUCCUUGUGUUUUUUGGGAGUUUUGUCUUCAUUGUAGUGUCCUAUGUGCAGAUCUUCAGGGCCGUGCUGAGGAUGCCCUCUGAGCAGGGGCGGCACAAAGCCUUCUCCACGUGCCUCCCUCACCUGGCUGUGCUCUCCCUCUUUGUCUGCACUGCCACAUUUGCCUACCUGAAGCCCCCAUCACUUUCCUCCCCAUCCCUGGACCUGGUGGUGGCAGUGUUAUACACGGUGGUACCUCCAGUCAUGAACCCCAUCAUCUACAGCAUGAGGAACCAGGAGAUCAAGCAAGCUCUCCGUACACUGUUUGGACAUAUAUUGCUUCAGCAUCAGUAA
Messenger RNA from Gallus gallus (chicken), 555 nucleotides. Its product is annotated as olfactory receptor 14J1-like. Lineage: Eukaryota; Metazoa; Chordata; Aves; Galliformes; Phasianidae. The record is from RefSeq and is a predicted model, not a curated record. Gene Ontology annotation, cellular component: membrane. The annotation marks the transcript as partial. Gene Ontology annotation, molecular function: olfactory receptor activity. The transcript has a single exon. Gene Ontology annotation, biological process: G protein-coupled receptor signaling pathway.